Messenger RNA from Malania oleifera, 2673 nucleotides. Its product is annotated as wall-associated receptor kinase 2-like. Lineage: Eukaryota; Viridiplantae; Streptophyta; Magnoliopsida; Santalales; Ximeniaceae. Bases 203 to 2488 code for a protein of 761 amino acids. Gene Ontology annotation, biological process: protein phosphorylation; cell surface receptor signaling pathway. Gene Ontology annotation, cellular component: plasma membrane. The record is from RefSeq and is a predicted model, not a curated record. Gene Ontology annotation, molecular function: protein serine/threonine kinase activity; calcium ion binding; polysaccharide binding. The transcript is spliced from 3 exons.
ACAUAGAUUUAGUCUUCCUUCGAUUAUAUUUAGAGCUAGGACUAAUUACUCUCUUCGGCAGCUCUUAUAUACUCCACGCUCCUGCUAGCUAGCUUUGAAAUCCCAUUUAUAGUAUAAUACAGUGAUCUAUUCGCUCUAGCUGUAUUCGAAAUCCCAUAUACGCUGGUCUAUUGGGGGCGAGCGCAGCUAGAUAGAGCCCAAUAUGCAGCAAAUGCGGGUUUGGGCGUCGAUGAUAAUACUGUUAUCAUCAUUGGCGGCAGCAGCGGUGGAAGGGACCGAUGUUGACGGAAUAGUAUGGUCUAGGGAUGGCUGCCCUGACAGAUGUGGGAACGUAACAAUCCCGUUCCCAUUUGGCACCAAAGAUGAGUGCUCCUACAGUAAGGAAUUCUUCAUCACUUGCAACGACACUUUCCACCCUCCCAAACCCUUCUUAAUGAAAGGCAACGUGGAGGUCUUACAAAUUCAACUCGAAGGUCACUUGAACAUCUCCCACUACGUAGGCUGUGACUGUUACACAAAGGACCAGCGGCAGGACUACUACUUCGAUCCUUCGCUCUGGUUGACGCCCACUAAUUUUACCGUCUCCAAUACCCAAAACAUCUUCAUGGCCAUCGGCUGCGACACGUACGCCUAUGUCACGGGCUACCGAGGCAGACGCAAGUACACCACCGGCUGCAUGUCGGUAUGCGCCAGCGUUGAGGAUGUUAGGAAUGGGACCUGCGAAGGCGUCGGUUGCUGCCAGGUCUCCAUCCCCCCAGGUCUAGACAACAUUACCGUCAAGUUAUCCAGUUAUUACAGUCACUCGGAUAUAUGGAACUUCAGCCCCUGCAGCUAUGCCUUCGUUGUGGAGAAAGGUCACUUCAACUUCUCCUCCUACCUUCUUCAAGAUCUGAGGUACAUAAGAAGGGUUCCGGUGAUGCUGGAUUGGGCUAUAGUGAAUCGGACCUGCGCAGCAUUCCAACAAGACAGAAGCAGCUAUACGUGCGGGAAGAAUACCGAAUGCUUCGAUAAUAAUAUCACCUCCACCUCCGGGGGUUAUGUCUGCAAAUGCAUAGAAGGUUUCCACGGUAACCCAUACCUCCCUGGUGGCUGUCGAGAUAUCGAUGAGUGCGAGAAGGACAGCCCCUGCAUUGAUAAGAUUGCAGAAUGCCACAACUUUCCUGGCUCUUAUAAUUGUACGUGCCAAGCGGGGUACCAGGGGGAUGGAAAGAAAGCUGGAAGUAAGUGUAGUCCCAUUCCCAGACGCGACAUAUUUGAACGGCUUGCCUUGAUUAUUAUUCCACUAGGUGUAGGCAUUGGCCUUAUAGUGGCAUUUGUGAUCAUCACUUGCAUAUAUUUGGGAGUCAAAAAAAAGAAGAUCAGGAAGCUCAAAGAAGAUCACUUCAAGGAGAAUGGUGGUAUAAUGUUACGAGAACUACUUUCAAAAAGGGAAAGCUCCGCAAGGGAAGGUUCAGCUGGGAAAGCCAAAAUCUUCACAGAAGAAGAGCUCAAUAAGGCAACCAACAACUUCAGUGAGAGCAGAAUUAUUGGCCAAGGGGGUUUUGGUACAGUCUAUAGAGGAAUAUUGAAAGAUGACUCGGUAGUUGCAAUUAAGAAGUCCAAGAUUGUGGACAGAGGCCAAAUUCAGCAGUUUGUUAAUGAGAUGAUAAUUCUGUCCCAAAUCAAUCAUAAGAAUGUGGUCAAGCUGUUGGGAUUUUGUUUAGAGACAUCAGUUCCUAUGCUAGUAUAUGAAUUCAUCACCAACAAGACUCUAUUCCACCACAUACACUGCAAAGGCCACACAUCUUCGCUUUCAUGGCCAACUCGUCUAAGGAUAGCAGCAGAGACUGCUGGUGCAAUUGCCCACAUGCACUCCAAUGCUUCAAUGCAUAUCAUCCAUAGGGAUAUCAAAUCGGCCAACAUACUUCUAGAUGAUGAAUGCAUAGCAAAAGUUUCAGAUUUUGGUGCUUCGAGAUUUGUUCCUCUAGAUCAAACUCAGCUAUCCACAUUGGUGCAAGGGACCCUUGGGUACAUAGACCCUGACUACUUCCAGUCAGGCCAGUUAACGGACAAGAGCGAUGUUUACAGCUUUGGGGUUGUCCUCGCCGAGCUAUUAACUGGACAGAAUGUGCUUUCUGAAAAGAGACCUGAGAGUCAGAAGAACCUGGUUAUGUAUUUCAUUUCUUCUCUGAAAGAGGAUCAUCUCCUCGAGGUUCUCGAUGAACGAGUGAAGAUAGAGGGACAUCUUGAGCAGCUAAAGGGAGUUGCUGAGCUUGCGAAUAAUUGCUUGAGAAUGACAAAGGAGAAGAGGCCUACAAUGAAGGAAGUAGAGAGCGAGCUCGUGAAACUGAUGAGAAAUGAGACGUACACGCAAGUUGUAAUUGAAAGGAAUUCAGAAGAUGCGGUGCCUUUGCUCGGUGAACCAUUAAACUUCUGCUAUGACAGUACAUCAGCUGGAUCGAAUAGCUUGAAGAACCGGGUUAUGAUGCCAUUCCACAGCGGCCGAUAAUUGACCUCAACAAUAUAAUUACUUCUGCAGGGAUCAGUAUUAUUGCUUAUCAGUAGAAUCAUUCGAGUAUUUUAUGGCUAAAAUUAGCCUGCAUAAACCUCUGUGAACUCUUCUGCAGCGAUGUCUAUAUUCUCUUUCAAUUUAAUCAUUCAAUAAAGCUCGCUGACCGAGUCCAAGCUUACCAA